AUGGCCGCUUCAGGUGCAGGCGGGGAGCAGAUCUAUGCUACGCUUCUUCUGAGCGAUUCCUACCUUCCUGGUGCCCUGGUUCUCGCACACUCCCUCCGCGAUGCUGGAACUCAUCGCAAGCUGGCCGUUUUGGUCACGCUCGACUCUGUGUCUGCUGAUUCCAUUACCCAGCUAAAGGCGGUUUACGACUACAUCUUUCCCGUCCCGCGCAUUCGCAAUGACAACCCAGCCAACUUGUACCUUAUGAAUCGCGGCGAUCUGCAUUCAGCCUUUACCAAGAUCAAUCUUUGGAAGCUCACGCAGUUCUCAAAGAUCGUCUACAUCGACGCCGACAUUGUCGCAUACAGAGCUCCCGAUGAACUCUUCGAUAUCACCCACCCAUUUUCUGCCGCCCCCGACAUUGGAUGGCCAGAUCUCUUCAACACGGGUGUCAUGGUUUUGACACCCAACAUGGGUGAUUUCUAUGCCAUGAUUGCAAUGGCUGAGAGGGGUAUCUCGUUUGAUGGUGCCGACCAAGGUCUCAUCAACAUGCAUUUCGGUAACCAGUACAACCGCAUCAGCUUCACUUACAACGUCACUCCAUCUGCCCACUACCAAUACGUCCCAGCGUAUCGGCACUUCCAGUCCAGCAUAAAUAUGGUGCAUUUUAUUGGCGCCAAAAAGCCAUGGUUUACUGGUCGAGACGCUCCUCGCGGGGCCGAUCCCUUCAAUGACAUGGUAGGACGAUGGUGGGCAGUCUAUGACAGGCACUAUAGGCACCAAUAUGUGCAGUACUUUACCAAGGGCGAAUGGCACCCUGAGCCGACACACGGGCAGCCAGCUGCUGGUGAGCACCAUUCCCAUGACCAACAGGGUUCUCCUUCUGCUCCUGGUCCCCAGGGCGAACAAGCUCAGCAUCAGCACUACUCGGAGCACCACGGUACCGAGCAUCACCACCAUGAAGGGGCGCCGCAUGUGCACCAACAUACAGAGCCAAAGAAUGAGCCUCCCCCUAUUACGAUGCACAGUUGGGAUGCUCAAAGACAACCACCUCCCUCCGACUCGAAGCCUGAAGCGAUGAACUUCCCAUCAACGCAUUACGAGAUGUCCCAGGACACAACCCCGUUCGUCCCACCCGAACGAUACCCGAGUCCACCAAAGAAUAUGUGGUACGAGGUCCCCAAGGAGCCUCCGGCCCCGCCCACCAAGGAACCUUCUGAGAUUUUCCCCUGGGAGCGCAACCGACCACCCCCGACAAGAAGUUUUGCAGAGCCCCCUGCACCAGCGCCUAGCACACGGGAGGGCCUUCACACCAACCUGGAGGCGAACAUUCAUGGCAACCCUCCGGACAACCUUCAGGGCCACCCUUGGGCCAGCAUUCGGUGCAACAUACGGUACAACAGCCAAGACACCAGCCAGGACAACAAAUCUUCCACAGGACCAUCUGCAACAACGGAGGUCCUUACUGAAUCCGCUGGCGUAGCUUCGUCCACAACCGAAGCAAAGAGUGAGCCAUCCACGCCAGUCACGCCAACCGUUCAGAUCAUUCCAUCCGAUCCCUGGACGUCAUUCACGCGUGUCAAUGCCUGGGAUGAGGUCCCAGAGAUUGAACGUUAUGUUGACGGUCUGCGCGGCCACCGACGUGGCAAGAGUUCGGGCUCUCUUGGGCGUAUCAAGAGCCCAUCGACUGCCCCAUGGAGAGAUGACCGGGGUGGUGUGAGGCUUCGUGGUAUGAAGCUCACUGAUUUCCCCAGCGCAGCGGAGCGUCCGAGUCUGCCAGUGACACCAGCGCCGAUCCACCGGCAGUCGUUCUGGUCAGGAGAUGAUGGGGAGCAUGGGGGCUACGGAGGAGCAAGGCAGCUUCCGGAAGCUGAGGGGGUGCCGUCGCAGUCUGACUGGGAUCCAUUGGCACAGCUUCAGAAACUGGCCAAGCAGCACGAUGUGUUGCUGAAGAAGCUCGGUGGUGGGGAUGAAGGCGAGGAGCGAGAGAGCGGUGAGGGAGGUGUGAGUCGCGAGAUCCCAUCACGCCCAUUGCCCUUUGGUUCCGAGGAUAUAAGGUCACCUACUUAUGUUGCGCAGUCGGCCACAGGAGUGCUCAGCCCCCAGCCGGUAAAAGGCGAGAGGUCGGCGAGCAUCCUGCGGGAGAUGAGUAGUAGCAGCGGCCUUGAAGCCACGACUUCGAACCCGUUAUCGAUUCCCGAGCCGAGCUAUUCAGGACCCGGGGCAGCAUGGGAGAGGGGAGAGGACUUCUUGGAGCGCGAGACCCCAUUGCCACCGAGGGAUGAGGACUUGGAUGUGCUCGAGACAUAGGAGGAGGUGAUUUUGGGGUCGACUAACACUCUUGGACUGGAAGACAUGGACGCCUCUGGAGAUGAGAUGGAAUGAUUAAUGCGCACCGUUUCAAUGGACAAACAUGGGAGCAGGUAUAGGUACAGGUAUGGCGGAAUUCUUGGGUAACCGUACCGCGGAUACGGGUGUUUUCUUUGUCAAUUGCCCUCUUGGCUUACCUUGGUCACCUUUCUUUUUCUUUCUUCUGCUUUGUUUCGAUGCUCAUGGUCAACGGGGGAGGAAUAGCAAGGAGGAGGAGGAGGGUAUAUUUUGUCUCGGAAUGUCGACACUAUGGAAACGUCUCUUUAGGAGUCAUCAAGAGCAGGAAGCAUAUUUCUCUUUGAGCCAUUGCCGUUUUGAUUCACUCGACUUGCCUGUUUUCCUCCUUCAUUGCAUCCUGCAUCUCUCUGCUGUGUGUUUUUUGUUUUUCACUUUGGUAUGUAUGUUUCGAUGCAUUGUUUGUCUUUGCCCCCUGACUUUCCACAUUUGCAUCAUCUCCUCUUUUUUUUUUUUUUACUCAUCAAUCAGCAUCCCGUCAACUGCGACGACCAAUGGCAUCAUCAUCAUCGUCAUAGGAGUUUCUGGGUCAUGUCGAGAUUUGAUGUAUAGUACGGAUUACUUUCGCAUGUCCAGCGUUGGAAGAUGUACAAUAUUCGAUUCGGCAGUCACAAAACUUGUAUUCUUGAGUAUUGCAUUAAGUUAUA
Molecule: messenger RNA, 3011 nt
Organism: Fusarium vanettenii 77-13-4
Lineage: Eukaryota; Fungi; Ascomycota; Sordariomycetes; Hypocreales; Nectriaceae
Exons: 10
Coding region: 1-2289 (762 amino acids)
Cellular component (GO): cytoplasm
Molecular function (GO): glycosyltransferase activity
Source: RefSeq, a predicted model, not a curated record